Messenger RNA from Notolabrus celidotus (New Zealand spotty), 4567 nucleotides. It is a transcript of the gene gnsa, whose product is annotated as glucosamine (N-acetyl)-6-sulfatase a. Bases 198 to 1832 code for a protein of 544 amino acids. Gene Ontology annotation, molecular function: glycosaminoglycan binding; N-acetylglucosamine-6-sulfatase activity. NCBI's taxonomy places the organism in Eukaryota, Metazoa, Chordata, Actinopteri, Labriformes, Labridae. The record is from RefSeq and is a predicted model, not a curated record. Gene Ontology annotation, biological process: glycosaminoglycan metabolic process. The transcript is spliced from 14 exons.
GCUGACUCGAGCUUCCGGUCCCGAGCGUCACGUGACCAGGAAACAAGGAAGUGUUGUCUGAAACAGAAACAGGGCCGAGUCUGUUCCUGUGUUUUUCUCACCGGGGGAGGAAUCACUCACUCACACUCUUCACGCGCUCAUCAGACACCGAGCAGAGGGAAGGAGAGGAGGGAAGCUUCCACACUUUAGAUUAGAUUAUGGAGAUGGGCUCGAGGCGCUCGUGCCCGCUGAGUUUGUUCACCUGUGUCGUAAUCUGCGUCACUUUGUGGAGUCACCUGAGCUGCGGAGUGUUCUCAGUAUCCUCCUACAGGAGACCCAACAUCGUCCUGAUCCUCACUGACGACUUAGACAUUGCUAUCGGGGGUCUGAGUCCACUCAAGAAGACGAAAAAGCUCAUUGGUGAUGCAGGGAUAUCAUUCUCAAACGCAUUUGUGGCGAGCCCGCUGUGCUGUCCCAGCCGAGCCAGCAUCCUGACGGGGAAGUAUCCCCACAACCACCAUGUCAUCAACAACACGAUAGAGGGGAACUGCAGCAGCACACAGUGGCAGAAGAGCGAGGAGGCUCACACCUUCCCCGCCAUACUGAAGAACCACGGGUACCAGACCUUCUUUGCUGGGAAGUACCUCAACCAGUACGGUCACUCGGACGCUGGCGGGAUGGAGCAUGUUCCUCCAGGCUGGAGUUACUGGGUCGGACUGGAGAAGAACUCCAAAUAUUAUAACUACACUCUGUCAGUGGACGGGAAACCUCAGAAACAUGGAGCUGAGUACAGCAAAGACUACCUGACCGACGUGUUGGCCAACAUGUCUCUGGACUUCCUAAUGUACAAGUCAAACUACCAGCCCUUCUUCAUGAUGGUGUCCACGCCGGCCCCACACUCCCCGUGGACGUCCGCCCCACAGUAUCAGAACAGCUUCAACAGCACGAAAGCUCCCAGAGACCCGAACUUCAACGUCCACGGGAAGGACAAACACUGGCUGAUCCGUCAGGCUAAAACUCCCAUGACCAACUCCUCCAUUCAGUUUCUGGACGACGCUUUCAGGAACCGGUGGAGAACUUUACUGUCCGUGGACGACCUGGUGGAGAAAAUCGUGAAGAGGUUAGAGGUCAGAGGGGAACUGGACAACACGUACGUCUUCUUCACCUCCGACAACGGCUACCACACAGGUCAGUUCUCUCUUCCUCUGGAUAAGCGGCAGCUCUACGAGUUUGACAUCAGAGUUCCUCUCAUGGUCCGAGGACCGAACAUCAAACCCAACCAGACCAACGAGCUGCUGGUGGCCAAUGUGGAUCUCGGUCCGACCAUCCUGGACAUCGCUGGCUUCGACGUCAACAAAACACAGAUGGACGGCAUGUCGUUCCUGCAGGUCAUGGAGGGGCAGACGAACAGCAGCACCUGGAGAACCGACAUCCUGGUGGAGUACGAGGGCGAGGGGAGGAACGUGUCGGACCCGUCCUGCCCCCUGCUGGGACCCGGCGUGUCGGAGUGUUUCCCUGACUGUGUGUGUGAGGACUCCUACAACAACACCUACGCGUGUGUGCGCACCGUCGCCCCCUCUGCUGACCUGCAGUACUGCGAGUUUGAUGAUAACGAGGUGUUUGUAGAAGUCUACAACGUGACGGCAGACCCCUUCCAGCUGAAGAACAUCGCAAAAACCAUCGACCAGGAAGUCCUGGAGAAGAUGAACCACCGGCUGAUGAUGCUGCAGUCCUGCAACGGACAGUCGUGUCGGACGCCCGGCGUGUACGAUCCAAGUUAUAAAUUCGACCCUCGGCAGAUGUUUACGAGCCACAGCUGGCGGCUCAGCAGACUCUGGCAGAGGAUGAAAUAAGAGGGAGAAGAUGAAUGGAGGGAGGAGACGGAGGAAGAAGGGCUGUGUGGUUCUUUGUAUGCAGCCUGUCCUGCUGUUGUUGCCUUGUUUUCGGGCCUCCUGAGCCAGUUUCUCUGUAGACGGAUGGAGAAGGGAUCAGGUGGGGUCGGGUUGUAGGAGGAGGAGGUCUCUUUGGGUGCAGGACCCGCCUGUAGAGCUUCCAGUGUGGGCUGCUGUUUCAUGAGUUUAGUCGUUUGAUGUGCAGGGAAGCCAAAUUUGUUCAGGAUGGAUCGAGACGCUCGAGCCAUUUAUUCACUUCCUGUUUUUUUAUAUGAGAUUUAAAUCACUGAAUGUCCGUCAUAUCGAUUUAAAGCUAAAGUAUGACCCAGUUCUUCUUCAUCGUGACACUUUCAUAUCACUGAUCCAAACAGACAAGUGCGUGUACGUUAAAUUCAAGUUGCCUGGAUUUAUUUUGGUCCAAAAGAAUUUGUUCGGGGUCGCAAAUUUGAUCAUUUUGAGGGAAAAGGAAACUCUCAUCGGCCUCCAACUGCUACAGAUAUUUAGUGUUUCUUUUAAGUUUGUCUCCAUUUCAAAUUGUUGCGUUACAUUUUUAAAGGUUAUUCAUUUUCAAUUUUUGCGAGGAAUAUGUUAGAAAAUCAGCUGUUUCAUUCGUAUGUUUUUCAAAACAACAAAACAUCAUUUUAUCUUACUAUAUUAUCAACAGAAGGUACUUCUAAGUGACUAUGCUCAUACUUCAUUUUAUUUAGUAUUUUUCCAUUUAAAUUUAAUUUAAUAGAAGUUAAAAGCAUGUUUUUUUUUUCAUUUUUGCUGAAGAAUCCAAACAAGCAAUUUAUCUGUUUGUUAAUUUUGCCUUUAAAUGUUUGCACAAUUAGAGAGCUGGCCAAUAAAACCAAAUGUACAUCAAAUUAAGUAUGUGCAAACUUUAUGUAUCCAGUGAUAAUUCAUCAAACUGAUUUUUAAAGCCCCGACACAAAAAUCAACACGCUGCUGUCGUCACGUAAUAAUUUCAUGUGAGCCGACAGACUGCAGCAAAACUUCAAACGCUUAAAAUGUGCAAUCAAAAACCUCCAGCUCCACAAAUCUGACCCAAAGAGAAGCAUAAGUAUGCUUUAGUUAUCCCCCUUCAAAAUGAAAAGGUGACCUUUGACCUUAGAGUUUACCAGAGCUGUCUUUAGAUCACAGCUUCCUUUAAGAAGUGAAGAGUUAGGGCCUGUGUCCAAUGACAGCUUCUUUUAUUCAACAGCAUUUUAAAAAGACACUUUAAAAAACAGUUGAUAGAAACGUGUCGUAGCAUUAGCAGCUGCUCUAAAACUAACCCUUGAUCGUGAUUGGUCAGCGAUGAGAAGCGAUAUUAAUGAGCACAAUGGUGUUCCAGAAGUUCCAAACAUUUUCAAAAGAGAGUGCUGAGCAUUUCUUUGCACUGAGGAUGCUAAGUGCUAACCAACAACAGUCCUUGCUAAUUUUGUCCUGUACAUGGUUAAUUAUUGUUUACUGAUUAAAUAUAUCCUCCUGAUCUCUUCUAACAGUCUUCACACACUAAAAUAAGCAACCUUGAAAUAGUUACUCUUCUUUUUGGUGGUCUUCUUUUAUUUUUAAGUGCUAAAAAAAAAUACAUAAAUGGACACGGGCCUUUAUGAAAGUAAUGAUGGACACAGGCCCUUAAGGUUAUGACUAUUUAUAGGACAGAUGCAUCUAUCUUACCUUAAGGAAGGACAAAAACAGUCAGAGAAGAGCGCCACCUAGAAGAAGAUCAUUAGUAGACAUCAUUUUUAAUUUCAGUCUCUUUCAUAAUCAGCUAAUAAUUCCUCAUAGGAGCUUUAAAUAGGGUGCCCUUAAGGUAGUCAUAAUGGACACAGGCCCUUAUGGAAGUCUAUGAUGGACACAGGCCCUUAUGGAAGUCUAUGAUGGAUACAGGCCCUUAUGGAAGUCUAUGAUGGACACAGGCCCUUAUGGAAGUCAUAAUGGACACAGGCCCUUAUGGAAGUCUAUGAUGGACACAGGCCCUUAUGGAAGUCUAUGAUGGACACAGGCCCUCAUGGAAGUCAUAAUGGACACAGGCCCUUAUUGAAGUCAUAAUGGACACAGGCCCUUAUGGAAGUCAUAAUGGACACAGUCCCUCAUGGAAGUCAUAAUGGACACAGGCCCUUAUGGAAGUCUAUGAUGGACACAGGACCUUAUGGAAGCGAAUAUUCAUAGGAUAGAGGUGUUAGUGAUCUUACGUAUAGAACGCACACAAACUUUCAGAAAGAAGAGCGCCCCCUAGAGGAAGAUUCACAAACAGACACAUUAUAGUUUUAUCAGAACUGAGUGCCUACAGACAGAGCCCACGUUUUUCCCCUGAAUACACACUGACAGCCGCCUACACUUCAUUUCUCAGCAGACUUAAAAUUUUAGAAACAGGAAUAUCAAACAUCAGCUCGUUAGCAAACAGUGUUAAAAAGGUCUCUUUGAAUCGCAUAGAGUGCUGCAGGAAUGAGUCCUGGAACCUGGAGAAGAGGUCGUCAGAAACCAUUAACGCCUGUAUGCCAAAGAGCUCAUUUUUGUUAGAACUCAGAAUCCACACGAAUAAUCCCGCCGGCUUUAAGCUCAGCCGGCGGAACACGUCAUACCUGCAGCACUUUAUCUCCUCAUAAUCAGAGAGCACGUUAGUGAAGAACAACUUCUGUGAUAGGUUCAAAUGAUUCUUAGCGGCAUCGAUGAACACCUUAAUCUAACUCAAUAAAUCAUUAAGCUCA